Molecule: messenger RNA, 3028 nt
Organism: Cuscuta epithymum
Lineage: Eukaryota; Viridiplantae; Streptophyta; Magnoliopsida; Solanales; Convolvulaceae
Source: the annotation of a GenBank genome assembly
AAAAAAAAUGCAAACGCCAUGAGUGGGCAGUUGGGCACCUGUUCAUUAAUGGUGAUAAAAUCACGAUUCCGACGGUCGCAUUCACAGUUUCAGUCUCUCUAGUGCAUCAUCUUGACACUUGAUUUUUCUGGACUUAAGCUCAUCCAGCUCAAACGUUUCAUGAACCAAGUAAACCAACCAUCUCCGUACACACUAUUCGAUCGUCUUGUACUAAGACUGUCCACUAGAAAUCCGUGGCUCAUGUAGUUUCCCAGCUUUGACAUUUCGCGUAGUUACCGUUUUACUACGUAACCCAUAUCUGCGUAUGAGAAAAAAAUCGAGUCUUUCUUGAUGGUGGAAAAAAUCAAGUCUUUCUUGAUUUGAUAUGUUCUCAUCUGUAUAUUACCGCCAUUAAAUGGUAAUUACCGCGAUGUAACAGAGAUCCCAAACUUGAAAAGAACAUCCUUGUUUUAUAAAAGGUUUAUCCUAGGCAGACAUGAUAGGAGCCUUAUGCAAUCUGAGAAUCUGGGCUUUGUUUGUUUACUUUCCUUCUUUAGGUUAAAAUGGUAAAAGUACCCAUGUUUGUCAGGUUAGGCUUCUUGCUAGCUGCUUCAAUUGCAUUCUAUGCAGUGAAGCAGCUCAGUCUCAAAACCCCAAGGCAUUCCUCCAAGUCUUCUCCAGGAAAUUGCGAAGCCCAAGCCAGUAACUCAGAGGAAGAAAAAGAGCAGAGUACCUGUUCUAAGAAUUGCCUCAAAGAGAGCCGGGAGGAAGAAGAAGUUAAGUUAAUGAACAAGAUUUAUAAUCCCGCAGUGAGGAAAUUGCUGAAUACAGGAGAUGAUAUUUUUCUUGAAUUUGAACAUCUUCUAAUGGGCGAAAUGGAGUUUCCAGAUGCAGAAAAAGAUCUAAAUGAGAUAGAGCGGUUAAGAAGCCUUGUAAAAGAGCUAGAGCAGAGGGAAUUAAAGCUUGAAGGAGAGCUGUUAGAAUAUCAUGGGUUGAAGGAGCAAGAAUCAACCAUUCUUGAGCUACAGAAACAUCUUCAAAUGAAGUCAGUGGAGAUUGAUAGGCUUAAUAUUACCAUAAAUGCUCUUGAGGAUGAGAAGAGAAGACUUCACGAGGAGGUUUCUCGUACUGUUUAUGUGAGAAAGGAGUUGGAGGAAGCCAAAAAUAAAAUCAAGGAGAUGCAGAGAAAGAUUCAGCUUGAAGCAAAGCAGGCAAAAGGGCAGUUGUUGUUGCUUAAACAGCAAGUUAGCCUGCUUCAAUCAAAGGAAGGAGAAGUUUUGAAAUUAGACGUUGAGUUGGAGAAAAGUGCUAAUGUUUUAAAGGAGUUGGAGCUAGAGGUUAUGGAGCUUAAGAGGAAGAACAAAGAGCUUCAGAUUGAGAAGAGAGAAUUGGCGAUGAAGUUAGAUGCCGCUGAAGGGAGAAUAACAUAUCUCUCCAAUUUGACAGAGAGUGAAGUGGUUUCCAAAGUGAGGGAAGAGGUAGUUUCAUUGAGGCAUGCAAAUGAGGAUCUUCAAAAACAAGUUGAAAGACUGCAGAUGAACAGAUUCAAUGAUGUUGAAGAAUUAGUGUAUCUUCGCUGGGUCAAUGCAUGCUUAAGAUACGAACUCAGGAACUAUCAAACGCCAACUGGAAAAGUAUCGGCUCGUGACCUAAGCAGAAGUAUGAGCCCGAGAUCUCGGGACAUAGCUAAGCAGCUGUUGUUGGAAUAUGAAACACACUUUUCUCGCCCUUCUUCUCCUGGAAGUGAAGAUUUUGAUACUACCCCAACUACUAAUACGACUACUACUACCUCUACUGAUGAACCUACUAGUAAAAAGUCUAGCUUGAUUCAGAAAUUGAAGAAGUUCGGAAGAAGCAAAGAUAAAGCUCAUAGAGUCCCUGAAUUAGUUGAGUUGUACCCAACAUUGAUUAAGCGGGAGUCGAAAAAUGAUUCCUCACCACCCUUGAUUUCUUCCUCGUCUGACGCUAGCAGCAAUAUGAUCGGAGAAUUGGAACAUGAAUCGUCCUCUAAUUUAACUAAAGAUAACAGUUGUAUUGAUCAUGAGGUGAAGCGUGAUGUGGAAACUCAAGGUGAUUUCAUUCAGUCACUUGCUGCUGAAGUUCGUGCGGCUUCCUUCUCCAGAAUAGAUGAUCUGGUAGCAUUUGUGAAGUGGCUAGACGAAGAGUUAUCCUUCCUAGUGGAUGAACGAGCUGUUCUCAAGCAUUUUGAUUGGCCAGAAGGGAAAUCAGCUGCAUUGCGAGAGGCUUCGUUUGAGUACCAAGACCUAACGAAACUCGAGAAUCAAGUUUCGUCAUUUGUCGAUGAUCCUAGCCUUUCUUGGGAAGCGGCUUUGAAAAAGAUGUAUGAACUACUUGAGAAGGUAGAACAGUGUUUUUAUGCACUAUUGCGUACAAGAGACAUGGCUAUGUCGCGUUAUAGGGAAUUUGGCAUUCCUACAGAUUGGUUACUAGAUUCUGGUGUGCUUGGUAAGAUUAAGAUCUUAUUAGUUCAACUGGCUUGUACAUACAUGAAACGUGUUGCAUUAGAGCUGGAUGCAUUGAGUGGGGGUGAUAAGGAACCACCCAGAGAGUUUUUAAUUCUACAAGGUGUUCGUUUUGCUUCCCGUGUUCAUCAGUUAUCUGGAGGGUUUGAUGGUGAGAGCAUGAAGGCCUUUGAAGAACUUAGAAGGCGCGUGCACACACAAACUGGGGAAGAAAAGCAAGAAUGAACUUUCCUCUUUUCCACCCCAAAUUGUAUAUUUCAUCAUUUUGAUAGCUUGGUUAUAGAAAACACCAUGCUGUACUUUCAGAUUUAUAUGUAUACACAAAGAUGCAUUAGAUUAUGUAUAGAAAGAAGCUUUUCAUACAACCCCACAAAUCACUUGUCCGUAAUUCUUUUCUCUUGAUGGUGAAGCAUGGCAAUGCGCAGUCUUUUACGUAGUAUCUUGGGGUAAAAGUCAGCUAAGCUAGGCAUGAAUAAACCAAGCUAAGAACUGGUCAAUUGGUUGGAUAUGUUUAUUGGAUGUGUAUUUAUGAAAAUGGAUGUGUAUUUAUGGAAGGAUGUUUUUAC